This is a messenger RNA of Octopus sinensis (East Asian common octopus), 998 nucleotides long. Its product is annotated as cytosolic sulfotransferase 12-like. Gene Ontology annotation, cellular component: cytoplasm. Gene Ontology annotation, molecular function: sulfotransferase activity. The record is from RefSeq and is a predicted model, not a curated record. Bases 307 to 885 code for a protein of 192 amino acids. NCBI's taxonomy places the organism in Eukaryota, Metazoa, Mollusca, Cephalopoda, Octopoda, Octopodidae. The transcript has 4 exons. Gene Ontology annotation, biological process: sulfation.
UAUGCUGUUUAAUAAUCGAUGUCCGAGCUGUCAUUUUUAUUAUACAGUCACACAACAAAAAGGCAGAUAAAACGAAUAUAUAUUUUGUACGUAAACAGAAUAUUAGGCAAUUGGAGUUCUUUAUGAAACAGAAAAAAACUCAGUAACAAGCAUACACACCCGUUGGGAAACAGUAUCGUCAACACUAACACCACUACCACAACCAACAGCGCAAACUGUUUAUAUCACAAAUCAGCUGCCACUAGAAUUUGCUACAUCAACCGCAAUCAGUUUUACUAAUAUUACAAAUAGCUACACAAACACAUUAUGGAUAAGAAAGCUGUCGGAACAGUAAAUGAUGGACUCACUAAAGUAUAUGACAGAGCUGGAAUAUCAUAUUUCGUUUAUAAAUAUCGGGGUCACAAUAUGAUUCCUAUACCUGUAGUGGCGGAGAAUUUAGGGAAAUUAAAUUCACUCACAAUUCGAACUGAUGAUGUUUUAAUAUGCAGUUACCCAGGAACAGUGGUCGGCGGGCAAUUUUUCGAAUACACGCAUGAAAUUUGGCGCCUGAUUAAAGACAAUCCAAAUGCUAUAGUAAUAACUUAUGAAGAAAUGAAAAAGGUUCCCUUUGAAGUAGUGUCUCGCAUUGCCAAGUUGCUCGGGAAGUCUAUUAGCAACCAACUAGCUGAAAACAUCAUUGACAUGUGUUCGUUUGAGAAGAUGACAUCCGAAAAAAGUACCGAGAGUUCCAACUUUACAAAAGAAUUGUUCCGGGACAAUGGAUCUUUUUAUCACAAUGGUCAAAUUGCGACUUGGAAAAAGUGGUUAACUGUAGAACAAAGCGAGAGAAUAGAUGCUUGCAUCCAAUCACAGCUCAUUGACCAGGGAAUCAAUUUAAAUUUUUGAGUUAUUUAAUGUCUUUCAAGUAAGGGUUCGUAACAUUAUUUACAAGAGAUUGUAAACAAAUAUCUGAUGAAAAAUAAUCUAUUUUAUUGGAAUUAUUAAAAUAUUUGAUUUGU